GGGAUAAUGCUUGUUUAGGUUUUUGUUGUUGAAUACUUGAAUACAGAACUCUGAACCCUGUAGCCGUCCAAGCUCUUUCUCCACAACCACCAGAAUAAAUCCUCUCUGCAUGACAUAGAAAACGUUUUCUUCCCCCCGAUCAACCUCCAAAUUUGAAUUCAUUGUUUUCUGAUCUUGCUUUCCUUGUACUUUUCUUCUUCGAUCUGUUCACAUUUCGAAAAACGUCAUCCCGUCAUCUUUUAUCUUCUUAUUCAUGCCCAAAGUUUCAUCCCAAUACUGCAAUAGAGAUGUUUCCUACCUCAAGUCUUCAACCCUCCAAAUGGGUAUCUGCUCAAAAGCUUGAAACUUUUCAUUUCUGGAAAGCCCAAUUUUCCGAAGAUUAGGUGUUUGAAAAAAAAAGAAAAGGUUUUGGUGUUGUAGAAGGCCUGAAGAGUAGGGAUAGGGUUUUAGUUAGUGGGUAAACACAAUGGAGGAGGUAUGCUUGAAUUUGGAAGAAUGGAAGUUGGAGGUGUGCAAGCUCAAAAAGGCCUUUAAGAAUUGCCUUUCCAGUUGCAAUAAGAUUGAAGAUUGCUUCAGCUCAACCCGGAAAUCGUUAGAGACUAAAACCCAAGAGCUUAAGGCCCGGGAGGAGGCAAUCGGGCUCCGAGAGAAGCAGUUGGCAGAGACAGAGUCCAACUUUCAGUCCCUGUGGGGAAAUAGGGAGAAGGAGUUGGAUGCAAUUGAGGAGGUGGUUACACAGAAGCUAGUACAAGUUGAUGAAGUUACGACUGAGUUGGAUCGUGUUAGUUUACUGGUUGAAGAAAAGAGGCAGGAGCUUGAUACUAAAGAGAAGCGGUUUUUGGAAGUUGACAAGUUGGUUAGAGAAAAUGAAAAGGAAUGUGAUUUGAUCCAAAACUGUAUUGAAGAGCGGAAGAGGAAUUUGAGGAGGCUUGAGAAGGUUAGUGGGGAAAUGGAUGUGAAAAUGAAAAGUUUUGGGGAAAUGGAUGUGAAAAUGAAAAGUUUUAGAUUGCUUGAGAAAUCCAUGGAGGAUUGGUGCCAUAAGCUUGACUUGAAAAAGAAGGAACUUGAGUGAUCCUCUGAGAAGCUUGAGUUGAAAAAAGGGUUAUUGAAUCAAACUGUUGGAGAAUUAAAUGUUCUUGAUGACAGGGUCAACUGCUGCCUUGAUGAAGUUCAAAGGAAAGAGAGGGAACUUGAACUGAAAGAGACACAAGUUGAAUCAAAAGUUGAGGAGCUCAAGUUGACAGAGAUAAGGGUCGACAAACGCCUCUAUGAAGUUGAAUUGAAAGAAAAAAAUCUCGAUUCACUGAAGAAGUCAGUAGACGAGGAGAAAAAAUGUUUGGUGUCACUCAGUAAGAUUGCUGAAGAGCGCAAAAAGCAUUUGGAGUCGCAGCAAAAGUUGGUAAAAGAGCGCAAAAAGUGUUUGGAUUCCCUAUCGGAUGACCUUGAGAAGAAAAUGAAGGGACUUCAUCAACUGGCCAAAGACCUUAAAUCAAAGAUACAAUCUGAUUGUCAAUUGAACACUGAGCAAUCUGAACAUACUCCUGGGGCUAACAAUGAAGCAAUUCCUAAAUCUGGUAAUAAUGGUGUGUGCAUCAUUUUUUUACGUUGUUGUCGACAUGUUAAAACUGAAUUCUUUAAAAUAUCGGUGUUGUCUUCCAAUAUAAGAAGAAAAUUGAAAGGCUGAAUGAGUUUGGUUCUCGCAUCUUUGUAUAGCAUUGGCUGCAUUCCCUCUUUUCCAUAACUCAUAGGUUAAACAAAGACUGGAGUUGUACUUUUGCAUUUUAGAGCAGCAUAGUAUGGUAGUCACCCGCUUUAAAAAGUUGUUGCUAAGCAGUGAGUUUUGGAAUUAUUUAACAAUUGUCCUUCUAGGCCUACAUAUUAUAACAUUUUCCUGCUUCCUAUUUAACUAUGUAUAUGCAUUUCAAAAAGAAAAAAGAACUAUAAUAUCUAAUGCUGUUACCAAUUAAUCAUCUUUGACUAGUUCUUCUCGUUACAUUUUCAGUUCAGUGGACAUAUCUUCUGCUACGCCUGUUCUUCAUUUUGAUACUAUUAAUCUUUGAUACUUGAAAAUUUUGCAUACACAAAAUCGGUGUUUAGGCCGGCUGUCUUGAAUUUUCUCAUAAAUACCAUCUGAUAUUUGAAAUAUGCAAACAUAAACCUCAAUAUCUCAUGUUUAUUAUUAGUUUUGGUUGCUCAUAAUUAUGUUUGACAUGUUACAUUAUAGGCCAAUUGCUCACUAACCUGUAUCUGCCAUUUCUUUGUAUCUAUUGCAAUUGCAGUCACCAACAUCAUUUCUUCCCCUGC
Fragaria vesca subsp. vesca is the source of this 2304-nucleotide messenger RNA. RefSeq lists its product as uncharacterized. Bases 467 to 1072 code for a protein of 201 amino acids. NCBI's taxonomy places the organism in Eukaryota, Viridiplantae, Streptophyta, Magnoliopsida, Rosales, Rosaceae. The record is from RefSeq and is a predicted model, not a curated record. The transcript is spliced from 2 exons.